AUGAAUAAUCCUUGUGAUGGGAUGAAAGAUCUUGCCAUAGCUGAUGAGAAGAAGUGUGAUAAGGGUAACGAGCUUUACGGUGAAAAUCAUCUCAAAACGGCACAAAGUUACUACGAUAUUGGAGUGGCACAAGAAAAGCUGCAGGAUUACAAGUCAGCAUUAGAAUUUCAUCAACGUGCUUUACAAAUUUUUAAGUUUUAUGGAUAUUCGCCAAGCGAGCUCACUAAAUUGUUUGACUCUUUAAUUCUGUCAUUAUUCCACUAUGGAAUUGAAACUUAUACAUUCAUACAAAUCAGAUUGAAGCUGAAUGGAGAUGACAAUGGAGAUAGUUAUCAUGAAGUUGGUGUGGCACAACAUAUGUUGAAAGAGUAUAAGUCUGCAUUAACAUCAUAUAAGCAUGCCCUUGAAAUAAAAAAACUGCAUGGAGAGAAUCAUUCAUCUACUGCCUCAACCUAUAAUAGAAUUGGAGUCACACAAUAUAAAAUGAAAAACUACAAGUCAUCAUUAGAAUCGUUUCAACGUGCCCUUGAAAUCAGAUUAAGAGUGUUUGGCGAGAAUCAUAGCAACACAGCUGACAGUUACUUCAACAUUGGCGUCACAAACCAUGAGAUGAAAGAUUACAAGUCAGCAUUAGAAUCACAUCAACGUGCUUUACAAAUCAGAUUAAAGCUGAAUGGAGAACACCAUAGUGACACUGGUAACAGUUAUCAUGAAGUUAGCCUUGAACAAGAGUUCUUAAAAGACUACAAAUCAGCAUUAGAAUCAUAUCAACGCGCCCUCCAGAUCAAAUUGAAACUAUUUUGA
Molecule: messenger RNA, 804 nt
Organism: Dendronephthya gigantea
Lineage: Eukaryota; Metazoa; Cnidaria; Anthozoa; Malacalcyonacea; Nephtheidae
Product: nephrocystin-3-like
Exons: 3
Coding region: 1-804 (267 amino acids)
Molecular function (GO): protein binding
Source: RefSeq, a predicted model, not a curated record